AUGAUUGAUAACGACAGUCGUCUCGAAUGGAGUUGGGCCGGUGAUGUUUUCCUCGGAUAUUCUACAUGCAUCGUUUGUCGGCAGGUAGUGGACGCAACGAGGCUGUUCAAGCCAACGUACUCUUGGGGAAGCUCAGAUGCCACCCAGAGAGAAAAUGAUGUAUCAUUAUUGAUUCCUAACACAUCCACGCCGGACCGUAGUUUCAUGCAUCAAGCUUCUAUCCCUAAUCUUCUUGAGAAUGCCUUUUCAGGUGUUCCCUCACCUAUCUAUCUAGCUCAGGGAUCGCCCCGCUGCAGAUCACACGAUAAUCAAUCUUUUGUAACAUACUUCCGCUUUCCCCCGUCUGUCGAAGAGGGAUGGGAUGGACUUGAGCGUGGACCGCACCGCGUUCGCUGCGUACCUGUGUACCUGACACCUGAACGCGAACCCAACCCUCCACUACACCCGGAUCUAGUGAGCCGGUUUGCCUAA
Molecule: messenger RNA, 471 nt
Organism: Guyanagaster necrorhizus
Lineage: Eukaryota; Fungi; Basidiomycota; Agaricomycetes; Agaricales; Physalacriaceae
Exons: 3
Coding region: 1-471 (156 amino acids)
Source: RefSeq, a predicted model, not a curated record